Molecule: messenger RNA, 1996 nt
Organism: Sycon ciliatum
Lineage: Eukaryota; Metazoa; Porifera; Calcarea; Leucosolenida; Sycettidae
Product: skin secretory protein xP2-like
Exons: 1
Coding region: 326-1996 (556 amino acids)
Biological process (GO): regulation of transcription by RNA polymerase II
Cellular component (GO): nucleus
Molecular function (GO): DNA-binding transcription factor activity, RNA polymerase II-specific; RNA polymerase II cis-regulatory region sequence-specific DNA binding
Source: RefSeq, a predicted model, not a curated record
GGCAAUUUCACAGAGGAGCUUUAGUCGUACUGUUCCCUUGACUUCUACGUUCGUUUUCGACUUUAGAAAACACUGGUUGACUUUAGAAAACACUGGUUGACUGUAGUCGUCCUGCACUGUUUAACAGUUCCUACUUUGUCCAGAAUACCAAGACGACCAUUCUCUCUAUCUGGUAAACCAUUCACAACCAGUUAGUACUUGAAGAUUGCUUUGGACCAUAACUUACUUGUGAGCAGACCAAGACCUGUGCCCUGCAAGGGUACCGUUUCCUCGUGUGCCAAAGGUUGGAGAGAGUUCUACUACCGUUCGUUUCGUAGCAGGAGUAAUGGCGACGAACGCUACUGCUGAUGCUGUGAUGCCGGAAGAGGCCGACGAUAGUCAAAAUCGGGAUCGCUUGGUACCCCAACCAGCUUCAACAAACCAGGUGUGCAAGUGGCGUGUGCCCAACGGUGCAGGUAGCGUUUGUGAUCAGCUCUACACAACUGGCCGGAAACUUCGAUUUCACAUUUGGAAUCAACAUCUGAAAGGAAGAUCAUACAAAAGCAGGAAGCAGGAAGACCCCGCUAAUUGCCGUUGCCUUUGGGAGGGAUGUGGCAAGACGUACAAGUGUAACAAAAACCUCAAUAUUCACUUGCGCCAGCACACAGGUGAACUCCCCUUUAUAUGCGAUCAUCAGGGCUGUGGUCAGGCCUUCGCUCGAACUUCACACUUGCGGUACCAUAAGUCAAAGAGAUGUCACCCAAGAGGCAAAUAUUUCAAGCCUCCAAAGCCUGGCUGUUCUCCUUCAUCGCAUGCUGAGAGUGUAUCAGACAUAGAACAGCCAUUACCAGGCGUGAGAGGUGCUUCUGAAGCAGAUGCUGCAUCUUUUGCUAACAUCAAAGAAUCAGCACAGCCAACACAACAGAAGCAGGACCCAGCACCGCCACCACCACGGGGUCGGCACCCAGCACCUCCACCACCACCGGAGUGGCAUCCAGCACCGCCACCACCACGGGAGUGGCAUCCAGCACCUCCACCACCACGGGGUUGGCACCCAGCACCUUCACCACCACCGGAGUGGCAUCCAGCACCGCCACCACCACGGGAGUGGCAUCCAGCACCUCCACCACCACGGGGUUGGCACCCAGCACCUUCACCACAACAGGAGUGGCACCCAGCACCUACACCACCAUGGGAGUGGCACACAGCACCUUCACCACAGCAGCACCAGCACAACCCAGGAUCGCCAUCACAUCAGCAGUAUCGCCAAGCACCACCAAUACCCCAGCAGCAGCGGCCAGAACCGGCACCACUACGGGAGUGGCACCCAGCACCUUCACCACAGCAGCACCAGCAGAACCGUGGAUCGCCACUACCCCAGCAGCAGCGCCCAGCACCGCCACCACAACGGGAGUGGCACGCAGCACCUUCACCACAGCAGCACCAGCAGAACCCAGGAUCGCCACUACCGGGCAGCAGCGGCCAGCACCGCCACUACCCCAGCAGCAGCGGCCAGCACCGCCACUACCCCAGCAGCAGCGGCCACACCGCCGCUACCCCAGCAGCAGCGGCCAGCACCGCCACUACCCCAGCAGCAGCGGCCAGCACCGCCACUACCCCAGCAGCAGCGGCCAGCACCGCCACCACUACGGGAGUGGCACACAGCACCUCCACCACAGCAGCACCAGCAGAACCCAGGAUCGCCAUCACAUCAGCAGUAUCGCCCAGCACCGCCACUACCCCAGCAGCAGCGGCCAGCACCGCAACUACCCCAGCAGAAGCAGCAGCCAGAACCGGCACCACCACUACGGGAGUGGCACCCAGCACCUCCACCACAGCAGCACCAGUAGAACCCAGGAUCGCCAUCACAUCAGCAGUAUCGCCCAGCACCGCCACUACCCCAGCAGUAUCGCCCAGCACCACCACCACUACGGAAUCAGCAGUUCCCCGUCCUUGCACCACAGUAGCAGCCGAUUUCACUGCCACUGACACCAAAAUGGCAGCAUCCCACGCCUGA